CCACAAAUUAUCGAGCGUUUAUAAAUACAUCGGGAAUAAUAAACAAAAUAUAAAUAACAAAAAGUGGACUACUAGCGCUUUACGGCAGACGGCUUACACAUAAAUAAUAAGACACAUAUACUGCAAUUAACAGUUUAAUAGUGAACUUACAGCGACCUAGUGCCGUAGUAAUUGUUAAGGAGCAGCUGUUGAAUUUUCUCUUCGCGACACUGAAAUAUUUAUUACACAACAAAUAAAUCAAAUAACGACAUAUCGACAAUGUGCAACAUUAUAAAAUUGGCAUCGUAGUCUAUAAAUAAUUUGUAAACAAACUGAGAAAGAGGAAAGACGCUCGCUCAAAUAAAUAGCAACAAGGCAUUGACUUUGACCCACUGAUUGAUCUGCAAUUGUAUUCUGUCAUCGGCCGACGUCGACGUCUACGAAAUAAACGUACCGCAUACCCAACAGAUUCACGUGCAGCAGCUGCUCAAAUGGCAAAUCGACAAAUGGCGCAGGCACCAGAAAAUCACUUACGUCUAUCCUGGCAUGAUACUCAGAUGAUGGCCACACUAAGUCCACAGACAGUAAUGGACUAUUUUUGUCGAAAGAGCAACCCGUUCUAUGACCACAUGUGCAACAAUGAAACGAUACGAAUGCAACGUCUAGGAGUCGAGCACUUGCAUAAUAUGCUUGGCAUGGAGUAUAUUUUGCUUCAUGUAGCUGAACCCAUUCUCUAUGUCAUCCGUAAGCAGCAUCGGCACAGCCCCUCAGAGGCUACACCAAUUGCAGAUUACUAUAUAAUUGGAGGCACUGUGUACAAAGCACCCGAUCUGGCAAAUGUUAUAAAUGCGCGUAUACUCAACACAGUUGUAAAUCUGCAGUCCGCAUUCGAGGAAGCCAGCAGCUAUGCGCGCUAUCAUCCCAACAAGGGAUACACUUGGGACUUUUCGUCUAACAAAGUUUUAUCGGACAAGUCUAAAACUGACAAAAAGGAUUCCAAUGCAGCCAAGGAUGAUAGCAGUGGCACUCUCUUUCAAAAACAACGUGUGGAUAUGUUGCUGGCCGAAUUAUUGCGUAAAUUCCCACCGCCUAUACCACCAAUGCUGCAAAAUUUGCAACAGCCACUCCAAGUUGGCCCAGGCGCCGAUGUUGGUAUGGGUGCAAAUUCGGCAGAGAAUAAUGCCAUUGGGCCACUAGAUGUGGCAACAGAGAGCAUAGACAUGAAACCGCCGCCUGAGAAAAAAACGAAAUGAUGUGCGACCGUUUAAAUUAUUUAAUCGUAUAUUUGAUAUUAACUGUAAAGUAAACACAACUUAAACUAAGGCAUUUGAUUUA
This is a messenger RNA of Drosophila hydei, 1314 nucleotides long. RefSeq names its product mediator of RNA polymerase II transcription subunit 6 (gene MED6). The coding region runs from base 471 to 1232 and encodes 253 amino acids. The transcript has 4 exons. Gene Ontology annotation, cellular component: core mediator complex; mediator complex. Gene Ontology annotation, molecular function: transcription coactivator activity. NCBI's taxonomy places the organism in Eukaryota, Metazoa, Arthropoda, Insecta, Diptera, Drosophilidae. Gene Ontology annotation, biological process: regulation of transcription by RNA polymerase II. The record is from RefSeq and is a predicted model, not a curated record.